Messenger RNA from Colletotrichum godetiae, 2519 nucleotides. RefSeq lists its product as uncharacterized. The transcript has 6 exons. Gene Ontology annotation, molecular function: FAD binding. Lineage: Eukaryota; Fungi; Ascomycota; Sordariomycetes; Glomerellales; Glomerellaceae. The record is from RefSeq and is a predicted model, not a curated record. The coding region runs from base 1 to 2295 and encodes 764 amino acids.
AUGACCUUCAAGAUUGUCAUCGUCGGCGGUAGCGUCGCCGGCUUGGCGCUCGCUAACAUGCUCGAGAAGUUUAACAUUGACUAUGUUGUUCUUGAAGCCUACCCCGAGAUUGCUCCCCAGGUCGGGGCCAGCAUUGGCUUGUUGCCCAACGGAUUGCGGAUCCUCGACCAACUUGGCUGUUACGAAGCGUACCGGGCCAGAGCUGAGGACCAAGUAUACCAACACGCCUAUCUUAGAGGGGAGAAUGACCGGCAAAUGCUCAUUCAAGUUCUGUACGAGAACUUGAAGCACAAAGAAAGAGUGUUAACCUCGCAAAGAGUUGUGUCUGUGGAGUUUACUGAUUCUGGCGCUCAUGUUACUACCAAAGACAAAAAAGUUUUCAGCGGAGAUAUUGUCGUCGGAGCUGAUGGAAUCCACAGCACGGUCAGGAAGGAGAUGUGGCGAUAUGCGCCAACCGGAUAUUUCCCCUUGGACGAGGAAUCCAAGGUUCCUGCCUCCACUCUGUGCGUCUUUGGGAUCUCUCACAGGCCGGACACCUACCCCGGAGCCAGUCAACACAACACGAUGUCCCCUGGCCACAGUUAUUUCGUAAUGGCUGCGCCGGGAAACCGUGUCUACUGGUUCUUGUUCAUGGAGUUAAAGACUCUCUAUGGUAGAGAUAUUCCGAGGUACACAAAGGCCGAUGAAGAGAGUAUCAUCAAGCAACACUGGAAAGAUCGCAUCCUGGAAAACAUGACACUGGGUGACCUUUAUGAGAGACGUAUCGCUACGACGCUGGCACCACUCCAAACCUAUGUCUUCGAAAAGUGGCACUACAAGAGGGCCAUCACCAUUGGAGAUUCUGCACACAAGGUUGAUCCCGUCACGGGCCAGGGAGGCAAUGGAGCAAUCGAGUCAGCUGCGCAUCUGGUCAACGCCUUGUUGCGUAACCUCGACCAAACCCCGGAUGGUCUCAAUCAGAAGCAGCUGGAGAGUGUCUUUUCUGAGGUGCAUGCCAAACGCUUUUUGCAUCUUGUACGAAGAAUCCACAAGACUGAAUUAGGAGCUGAUCAUGAUCAGGAACGUGCUCAACACAUCGUCAAACAGGGAUACUGGCUCCAGGACGCUUUCACCCUGCGAACCACCAUGGGCAAGCUGAUUGCGCGCUACUUCAUGCCUUAUUUGGGUUCUUUCGGAGUUGUCUACAGAGGCGUCGAAUUCUGUGCGCCUGCAACUAAGCUGGAGAGACUCGAUGUACCUCAUCGUCCUCGAGCAGUGUUGUUCGAGGAUGAGUUGCCAGCGAAGCCUCUCAAGAGCUUGAGCAGUUUGAACAAGCUGCUUUCUGUCGCAUUUGUCUGCAUUCUUUGUGCUAUAGCGGCAGGGGUGCUGCGUCUGCCAAGGAACCUCGAGACCCUGGUGGAUACCUUGUGCUCUUCCACCCGUGGACAUGCGUCGAUGUUGCCGGCUAUCGAGUUCAUGACGAACACCGCCUCUCUCAUCGCUCUCGCAUUGGCCGACUUGAACCGCGUGGGUAACCAGCUGACAUCUGUGACCUUCCCAAAAAUCUAUUCUCAAGAGCAGACUAACUCGGAGAAAAUCACUUUCAGCAUCGUUAUUUUCACCAUCUUCAACAACACACUCGGCCCAGGUGGCUUUGCCCCAAUCUCAUGCCUCUUUGCCCAUUGGUCAUGCAACUCCAUCGUCGGCAGACACGUUCCCCUCGAAAACGCCAAGAGAGUGUUGCCCAUCACGGCCGCGGGAUAUCUUCUACCCGCAGCCGUCGCGCUGUAUCGACAGGACGCAAACUCAAUCAACGUCUGGCGCAACGCACCGAUCCUGUGCUUCAUGUUGGCCAGGAGUCUUUCCGUGUUUGGAACACAGUCCGGAUCUCAGCAACUUGAGAACGAAGAGUCCAAGCUGCAGAGCACGAGGGAAAAGUCCCGGAACAUGUUUGCCAAGGCAGAUCUCCCGGUUCUUGGCCUUGUCUACUACUCGACCCUGGCAAUUUCAGCAGCCAUUCAUCUCGCCAACGUUGCUCUCUUCGGUAUAAAGUACAGCUUGUUUGGUGGUGAAAACGCGGCGAUGAUGGCCCUGGGUCUGUCCAAGCUGGACAUUUUGAUCUUCACGCUCUGCUCGCUGAUGCUCGCCCUCGGCACGGCGCCGUGGAGUCUGCGACACUGCGGAUAUAUCAACACGAAGCAGGCCUUGGCCCAAGCCGCAGCAGUGGUACUGGGAUCGGCCGUCGUUGGUCCCGCGGCGACGCUCGCAGGUAUCACAGCUUAUCGUGAGGGAAUUGUUGCUGGUCUGAGCCAGUAGGGACAAAUUGAUGAAGGGCAAACUAAAACAUGGUUCCUUGCAGACCUCGCCCAGCGGAUGCGACUCCCAAAUCACUGUUAGAAAGGUCUACUGUGGAGACACAUUGCAGAGUAUCUGGUACUUGCCUUCAAAAAGGUCUUGUUAAUUAGACAGAUUCGUUCAUGUGUCAUUUCCAAUAGUAAGACUAGACUUAGAUUUUCUCCCAAGAAUCUAGGCCAUUGGUG